AUGGAGUCGUCGUUUGAUGAGGAAGAAAAGCGCUUCCUCUUGGGGGAAAUCAUCAAGGUUAGCGUCGAUGUGCCUGCGAUGAUAAACUUUAUCAAGCAUCAUAACAUCGAACAACCAGACUGGCACUCUAUUCAGAUUCCUCGAGGAAGGACCGUGAAUCAAUGCAUUCAGGCUUACAGCUCCAUGGUGAGCAGACCGUCGUUUCAGAGACCAAUACUGUCGCCGCAAAAACGGAACUCGGUCGAUGACUCGGAGGAUCAUUAUGCAAAGAGGCGGGCAGUUGGCCCUGCCGAGGAAAGGCCGCUAUAUUCGCCCAUGCGAUCAUACGGCCAUCAACCGUUUCCAACUCCAAUAGCACAGCCUGUGAACAUCCAGCCACGGCCCAACGGUCUUCCCUCGCCAGGCAUUCCUCCUCCUCUAACCUCAACGCUGAGCGCGGCUCCUACCGGUCGCAAACGGGGUCGUCCCAAGAAAGAUGAGAGUCGAGCCCGUCAAAACAUGCCGCAGCCCAACCAGCCGAUCGCGCCGGCACCAGCUGUUGCUCCGUCGCCGAGGACUGCCGUAUCUACUUCUCAGCCGCUCAGUCCCCUCAGUACCGGCUAUCACAAUUCGGGAUUGUACCGGUACUCGCCAGUUACCAGUCCAUAUGAUCCGGUAGCGGCAAGCAAGAGUGGGCAGCAUUCGUUAUCACAUCCCGAGAGUAGUGUGCCCCGAACUCUUCAUAUGACGUCCUCUUCAUCAGAUAUGGGUCCCCGGUUGGCAGGUGAUUACAGUUCCAGUUGGCAGGGUUCUGGCGCGUUAGGCAGGGAGCAACAGCAGCACCAACAGCAGCAUCAACAACAGCAAACCCCCACGUCUCUUCCUGCACCGAUGGAGCCUCCCGUAUCAUCAUCUCACUCCUCGUACCCUACUAAUCGAAGCCCACGUCUAUCAUCGGGAUUUGGAGGAGGAGGAGGAGGAGGAGAGGGGUGA
This is a messenger RNA of Sordaria macrospora k-hell, 972 nucleotides long. RefSeq lists its product as uncharacterized. NCBI's taxonomy places the organism in Eukaryota, Fungi, Ascomycota, Sordariomycetes, Sordariales, Sordariaceae. The record is from RefSeq and is a predicted model, not a curated record.